This is a messenger RNA of Pseudogymnoascus destructans, 411 nucleotides long. RefSeq lists its product as uncharacterized. Lineage: Eukaryota; Fungi; Ascomycota; Leotiomycetes; Thelebolales; Thelebolaceae. The transcript has a single exon. The coding region runs from base 1 to 411 and encodes 136 amino acids. The record is from RefSeq and is a predicted model, not a curated record.
AUGCAUAACCCUAGUGUCAAGUGGCAAGCGGGCGAGACGAGGCGCGUUUUAAUUGGCCGGGGGAGAGGAGAGGAGGGAAGGGAGAGGGGAGGAGGGAAGGGAGAGGGGAGGAGGGAAGGGAGAGGGGAGGAUGGAAGGGAGGGGAGGAUGGAAGGGAGAGGGGAGGAUGGAAGGGAGAGGAUGGAGGAUGGAAGGGAGAAUGGAGGAGGGAAGGGAGAAUGGAGGAGGGAAGGGAGAAUGGAGGAGGGAAGGGAGAAUGGAGGAGGGAAGGGAGAAUGGAGGAGGGAAGGGAGAAUGGAGGAGGGAAGGGAGAAUGGAGGAGGGAAGGGAGAUGGGAGAAGAGGAGAAGAGAAGAAGGGGAAGAGGAGCGUUGUGGGCGUGUUCCUGGCGCUAGGCUGCGAAGAGGGUUAG